AUGGAGAAGGAGGAGAUCAGGGUGGUUCCAAUUUGGGUUCAGCUGAAGCUGAACUUCAAAUACUGGGGUGAGAAGUCUUUAUUCAAGAUAGUACAACAGCUUGAUACUCCUAUUAAGAGAGACCAGGCUACUGCAAGUAGAGAUAAGAUUCAGUUUGCUAGGGUGUUGGUGGAAGUUCCUAUGGAUACUCUCCCUAAUUUUGUGACUUUUUUAGAUGAACAUGGUGAGCUGGUUAAGGUAGCAGUUCACUAUGAAUGGAGACCAACUAUCUGUAAUAGUUGUAAGAUGGUUGGACAUGUUGCUUCAGACUGUAGGAAGGGUGGUGGUAAGAGGAGGUGGGUGCAGAAAACCAUUCAACCAGUGGCUCAACCAGUGGUUCUUCCUGUUGUUGCUGAACCUGAAGUAGAUCAGGAGGGUGUUAGGUUAUGA
This is a messenger RNA of Spinacia oleracea (spinach), 429 nucleotides long. RefSeq lists its product as uncharacterized. Gene Ontology annotation, molecular function: zinc ion binding; nucleic acid binding. The coding region runs from base 1 to 429 and encodes 142 amino acids. The record is from RefSeq and is a predicted model, not a curated record. Lineage: Eukaryota; Viridiplantae; Streptophyta; Magnoliopsida; Caryophyllales; Amaranthaceae. The transcript has a single exon.